AACGCUGCAUCAUUGCACGCCAAAAAGUGCUCAAUUUAAUGACCAGAUCUAGAAUGUAGCCAAAUCUGUGCGCAGCAUAGCACAGUGGCCUACUUUGUUUCGGGCAACAUGUUUGAUCUGAGUGAACUAAGGGCCCUGCCCCUACCUUUACUCUAUGUGGGGGCAACAGCAAUCUUCCUUUUAGCUAUCGCCACGUUGCGACUGAUCAGCAACAGCUUACCCACAAAGGCACCGCCUAUCUUUGAGGGACUCCCCUUUAUUGGCGGCAUCAUGAAGUUUGCAAGCGGCCCUAUGAAGCUUAUGGCAGAUGGAUACGAGAAGUAUGGCGAGGUUUUUACUGUCCCUGUCCUGCACAAGCAGUUCACGUUCUUGCUAGGGCCUCAUGUGUCCGGCCACUUCUUCAAGGCCAAUGACGACGAGAUGAGUCAGAAGGAGGUGUAUGAGUUCAAUGUGCCUACUUUUGGGAAGGGUGUGGUCUUUGAUGUGGACCACAAGGUCCGGGCAGAGCAGUUCAAAUUCUUUGCAGAGGCCCUGAAGUCGGCGAAGCUAAAGCUUUACGUGCCAUACUUCGUGCAAGAGGCACAGGAUUACUUUGCCAAGUGGGGGGACGAGGGCGAAGUUGAUUUCGCCAAGACCUUCUCUGAGCUCAUCAUCCUGACAGCCUCAAGGACGCUCAUGGGGAGGGAGGUGCGCGAGAGCAUGUUCAACCAGGUGGCAGACCUGUUCCACGACCUGGACAUGGGCAUGCUGCCCAUCUCAGUCAUCUUCCCCUACCUUCCCAUCCCCGCCCACUGGAACCGCGACAGGGCGAGGAAGGAGCUGGCGAGCAUCUUCAGCCGCAUCAUCCAGGCGCGGCGAGGCAGCGACAGCAAGGAGGACGACAUGCUGCAGUCCUUCAUCGACUCCCGCUAUGAAAAGGUGUACGGCGGCCGGUACCUGAACGACGAGGAGAUCACGGGGAUGCUGAUAGCGACGCUGUUUGCCGGGCAGCACACCUCCUCCAUCACCUCCUCCUGGACCGGCCUCACCAUGAUCCGCGACAAGGCGGCGUGGGCGGCCGCGGAGGAGGAGCAGAGGGCGGUGGUGCGCGCGCGAGGGGAGGAGCUGUCAAUAGACGCGCUGAACGACAUGGAGGUUUUGGGCCGCAACAUGACCGAGGCGCUGCGCCUCUUCCCGCCGCUCAUCAUGCUCCUGCGCGCCGCCAAGGCCCCCUUCGCCGUCACCACCUCCACCGGCAAAACCCACGUCAUCCCCAAGGGCCACGUGGUCGCCACAUCGCCGGCGUUUGCGCACCGGCUGCCGCACGUGUUCCGCAAUCCAGACGACUUUGAACCGGAGCGCUUUGUGGCGCCGCGCGAGGAGGACAAGGCGGCGCCCUUUUCCUUCAUCGGCUUUGGCGGCGGCCGCCACGGCUGCAUGGGCUCCAACUUCGCCAUCCUCCAGAUCAAAUCCAUCUGGAGCGUGCUGCUGCGCAACUUUGAUUUUGAGUUGGUGGACCCCUUCCCAGAGCAGGACUUUGAGUCCAUGGUGGUUGGGCCCAAGCCGUGCCGCGUGCGCUACAGACGGCGCAAACUCACACUCUGAUGAGCGUUUGGAAGUGAUCAGAAGAGUGCGUAGCUCUUUGCGCGUCACACGCAUGCAUGAUGAACGAGAGUGCGUUGAAGGACUUCUUUUGGGGUGUGUGAGAGAAAGUUGAAUGGUACUGUUGAUAUUUAAUUAUGAACAUCUGCGCUUAGUGAUGUCAACAGCACUUCCGAGCAAGCAGGAAACGUUUGCGAGCUUGUCCGUUUGACGUUGUCUGUCAGGAGGGUCCAGACAGAUCUGAGAGCUGGAGUUGCUAUUGUGAUUCACACGCUGUAGCUAGCAUGAUCGAGUACAUACGUGUCGCAGUAGUGACAAGCUUAAGUUUUGAAGGUCUAUAUAUCAUGAUCACACCUGUCACCGUCACUUGUGGAGUUUUGGCUGGAAUAUAUCGCGCAAAUUUGGCUGCACAGCCAUGAAAGAGAUUGGGAAAGGUGGAGAUGCUUUGACAGUUGCAAUCAUGAAAGUGUACACGCUGAGCCUCUGGAAGUCUCUUGUGCACUAUGAUUAAACAUGCUUGCAAGAUAAGCUCUCACAGCCAGGUGUGCACAUAUAAACCACUCGAAAUCUACAUUUUAAGAUCUUCAUUCACCCUGACAGGCAAAUAAUGCGCUCAUACACUGUCAAAUUCAAAUCACGUCUUGGUCUCAUUUGAAUGAGAUCAAUGAUUCUGACGACGUGAUCGUAACAUGCAUGAGUGUUUUUUACUUAUCUAUUUUAUUGUAUGCAUUCUUGCUACAUCCCCUUUCGAACCAAUCUUAAAGGGGCAGGCGCUCCAUUUUGGUGCUGGCCCGACAGUACAGCGCAUUCAGCUCAGGAGGAUCUAAUCACGCCUGACACACAUGCUCUCAAAAGCACAUGUGAACGCUACUGUCUCACCAGCAGAUGCAGAGCCUGCUCGGUACUCUCCUUGUCAGAGCAGAUCUUCCAGGACUGAAACUUCCCUGGACACUGUUGCUUGUGCCGCACCGGCCUCACCCACACUUAUGCUCCGCAUGAUCUGGAAGACAUACAAUACACCUCCUGAAAAGCUGUCCAGCUGUCCACGGGAACUUCAAGCCGACCUGAACAGCCUUUUCAAUACAUGUCUCUCCCUGCUGAAAGGCCUCCUGCUCUAGCCUCCACAGUCAUUGCAUGCCGCACUGUUCUCAUGCUGCCCUGGAGAUACAGCCAUCCGACACAAAGACAAGGAAACGUACUGCAGCUGGCGGGUGACAACAAUCCCCACAACUGGUUGUAGGCCAUGCAUACACACUCGCGCGGCUGACCGGGGCCACCGGCAAAUAAACCCAUGGAGUCGACAGCUGCACAGGUGCCAAAAUGAUUGUGCGUUUGGCUCGGGAGCCUUAAUAUCCGUUCAGCUUGUCAGGAGCUCCGAUGGGGUAACUUUGCUGGCAUGCGCCCCCUUUAUAUCACAGGGAGUUCCAAGCGAUCUUGACCUGCAUGGAUCAUGCCUUUUCUUGCUUUGAUCACCACGCAUUCUGUUCCACACAAAUUAGAAGGAAACUCCUCUU
Molecule: messenger RNA, 3095 nt
Organism: Coccomyxa subellipsoidea C-169
Lineage: Eukaryota; Viridiplantae; Chlorophyta; Trebouxiophyceae; Coccomyxaceae
Product: sterol 14 desaturase
Exons: 11
Coding region: 109-1584 (491 amino acids)
Molecular function (GO): oxidoreductase activity, acting on paired donors, with incorporation or reduction of molecular oxygen; iron ion binding; heme binding
Source: RefSeq, a predicted model, not a curated record